AUGCCGAAGAUAUUCCUCAUCAAAAACCGAUUGCACCAGCAGCAACAGAAACUGCUGGAAAACCAAAAGGGAAACGCGCACGUUUCCUCCGACCCGCUGGUACAGUCGCUGCAAAACUAUCAUAACGACCACAAUCACCAUGACCGGUUACCGUCACCACCGCCGCCGUUCAUAAAGCACCACUAUCAGCACCAUCACCAGUCUGCGCCUCCACCGCCGCCGGCUAUACCGAUAAGGCAGAAUCUGCCGCCUCCACCACCGCCACCACCGCCGCCGAAGCAGCAGCCGCAGUCCAAAGUUGUCCAAGAGUCGCCGGUGUUGAAAACGCCUCAAGAGAAAAAUGUCGCCAACAAAGAUCUACUGCAUGACGAUGAUGAAGAGGUCGACCGAGUUAAUGGUUUGGAGCGACAAUCACGAAAUAGAGCAGAGUCUCCAAACCACCGAGUUAGUCCUACGGUGUCUAUUGAGGCUCCUACGCCGAUAAUAUGUCCGCCGUCACCUGACUGGAACCCACCGCCAAAAAGGCGAUUCAUAUCCACGUCAGAUGGCGAUAAUAUACCAUACGGUAGUAAAGAUAGCUUGCAAGUAACUCAUCGGCAAUGUGAACCACCCUCUAUCAAAGUCGAAGAGGAAGCUGUGACUAGCCCGGAGGUUGAACCCAAGUUGCCACCACCACCACCACCACCAGCAGCACCAGUAGCACCAAAAUGUCACCAGGUGUCCGUCAUACAAAGAACACCAGCAGCCGUCAAAUCACCACCCGUCUGUCCGAAAAGACCAGUAACACAGUCUCCAAGCAUUGUGGUGGAACCCGAACAAGACGCACCUAUCGAUUAUCAUGUGCCCAAAAAGGAAGCAGAUUUGGACUUGGACAUUGUUCGAGCCAUCAAGAAUAAAUUCACUAUUACGUUAAGAGGACAGUUGGUUUCAGCACCAAAUGGUAUUAUCACUGCCGCUGCAGGCCGUGGAAGGAGCAGUGGUGGUCAACAAGGGGGAGGCGGUGGAGGAGGUACAAACGGUGGCAGUACCAACUCUAGUUCAAACCGCGGCUCGUCAUUGCAUUCGUACACACUUGGUGGCGGAGGAGGUGGUGGCCCCACUGGCCUCUUGGGCAGUGGUGGCGGGGGUGGUGGCAUGGCCCCAGGUGGUGGCGGCAUGAACCCCGGCGGCAACGGCAAGCAUUUCGGAGGACCAAAUAGUCCUGUGUCGCUGCCGCCCUUCCACGAGAGCCUCAUAAAAUCGGGCGGCAAUUGCUAUUCCGCCCAAUACAACAAUCAAUAUCAUUUGAUGAUGACCGAUCAAUUAUGUUUCAAUAACAACGACACGGGUCAACAUCCUGUGGCUGGUGGUGGUGGUCCUUUCUCCAUUGGAUUGGAAGGUCCACCGAAACAAUAUUCAAUGUUACAAAAUGCCUCGUCGCUAGGCAUAGACAUUAAAGAGGACGAUUGCGAAGAUUUAUCAAGCUACGUAAAGGAAACUAACGGUUUCGACACGUUGAUGGCUGAUUCUGAAAAUGGAACAUCCAGCGAUCCUUUGCAGUUCACUGCUACUCUUACUUUCGCGGGUCCCACGGACCCCGACUUCUUGGACAGCCUUAACGACGCCGCUGAAUUGUUCUUCAAAGAGCCCCAAGAGUGCAUUCCUCCUUCACUCGUCGAACAACCUCUACAUAUGUUCAAUGAACAUAGAAACGGGUUUCCCGAAUCACAAUCAGAGAAGCGCAAUUAUCUACAUCAGGUGAACAACAACAAUAACGGACAGCCAGUAGCAUGCAGAAAUAACUAUGGAAGUUAUGAUAUAUCAAAAGACAGAUUAUCACAAAGCAGUUUCGAAGACUCCAACCAACAACUACAACAGUUACAAAUACAAGUGCAAUUACAACAACCACAAAACGUAGACGCUUGUGGACAGAUGAUGUUGUCACCGGGUUUAUCGUCGCUAGAGAUGGACUCAAACACCAGCAUGUCGGCUCCAUCACCUGCUAGCGUUAGUAUGGAUGGUACAAUGUCCUCACUAACGCCACCACCUCAAAAUGGCAAAGAUUCCAGUAACUCCGCUUUGGAUGUCAGAGUACUGCAACAUAGGGUGAGAAAGACCACCCCACCUGUAGGGAAACCAAAAUAUUCUUCUUUCUCCAGUAAAUCGAUGGCAAAACUCGGUCUUCCUAAUGACUUGCCAUUCGAGUUUGUCAACGGUGGCCAUGGCAUCAAGAAUCCAUUAGCCAAUCACGAUACUCUACCACCACCGCCGCCAUCAAUGCUAAUUAGAACACCAGAACCAGAGAGGAGCAAUACUUUAGUAGCUCCUGCAACUAUCGUAUCAGUAAAUUCUACUCCAGAACCAGUCGAAACAACCAAAAACGGUUCAAAGUUCUGUUGCAACCUGUGUUCCAAGACAUUCAACCUACAACGUUUGUUAAACAGACACAUGAAAUGCCACAGUGACGUCAAACGAUACCUAUGCACAUUCUGCGGAAAGGGUUUCAAUGACACAUUUGACUUAAAACGACACACUAGAACACAUACUGGUGUUCGGCCUUACAAGUGCAAUCUCUGUGAGAAAUCAUUCACCCAACGUUGUUCACUCGAAUCUCACUGCUUGAAAGUGCAUGGCGUACAUCAUCAGUAUGCCUAUAAAGAGAGAAGAACAAAGAUGUACGUUUGCGAAGAAUGUGGACACACCACCAAUGAACCCGAAGUGCACUACAUUCAUCUCAAAGAGAAACACCCGUACAGCCCGGCGCUGCUCAAGUUCUAUGACAAGAGACACUUCAAGUUCACAAACUCAAACUUUGCCAACAUGUUGCUUCAAUGA
Messenger RNA from Macrosiphum euphorbiae (potato aphid), 2814 nucleotides. The record is from the annotation of a GenBank genome assembly. NCBI's taxonomy places the organism in Eukaryota, Metazoa, Arthropoda, Insecta, Hemiptera, Aphididae.